CACGAGAGAGUUCACUUUCGGUUCCCUGGUAAGAAUGGUCGAAGAACAAUUGUAAGUGCCUGAAUCAUGUUCAUUGGAGAUACCGGUAUGGCAAAGAAUGGGAAAGGCUAAAUAAGAAUUUGUGAAAUACGGUGUCGUCUGUAAUAGACGUAAGCUUCCUCCCCUUCCCAUCAUGGCUACCUCCAUGGAUCAGUCUACUGUUCUUGAAGAUGAGCUCACCUGUCCCGUGUGCUUGGACCUGUUCCGUGACCCCCACCUGCUGCCUUGCGGCCACAACUUCUGCCUCCUCUGCGUCCGCCGCCUCAAACGCCAGGCAGAGCGAGGUCGCUUCCGUUGCCCAGAGUGUCGCGAGAGCCACCGCUGCUCCGCAGCCUCGCAGAAGAACUUCAAGCUGGCCAACAUCGCCGACGACUACCGCCUCCGGGGACAGGCAGCGUUGUCAAGACCACAACAACCAGAUGGUGGCCCCCCGGCAACAGCCAAGAUCCCUGUGUCCGUGCCCUGUGACUACUGCCGCCCAGGGGACAUUAGCGAGGCGGGGAAAGGGGAACCUGGAGCUCCCGGGGCUGAAGGAGAGGUGGUGUUUGCGGUGAAGACGUGUCUGAAAUGCGAGGUGUCCAUGUGUCAGGAGCAUGUGAAGGCCCACCUGGAGCUACCUGCAUUUAGGGAGCACCCCCUGACCGAGCCCCUGGGAGACCUUAGGAAGAGGAAGUGUCCCGAACAUGAUGAGAUGUACCGCUACUACUGCAUGGACGACAGCAUGUGUGUCUGUAAUGCCUGUACCAUAGAGGGGGGCCACGCCGGACACACCAUCAAGACCCUGAAGAACACCAUGAAGGGUCUGAAGGGCAUUUUGGAGACCCAGCUACAGAAGGUGGACAGGAAGUUGAGCAAAGCAGAAAAAACUCUCCAGGAGCAGAAAGUGGAGGAACAAAUUAACAAGAAGUUCCUGGAGGACUCGGACCAGCGGAUCAUGACGGUGGGGAAGGAGUUACAGGUCCACCUGGAGGGCUUGCUCACAGCCUUAAGGGACUGUACACGCUCCCAAGAGAGCGAGUGUGGCCCCAACAUCCAGCGGAACAUAGCCAAGGUGACCCAGGAUCACGCUCGUCUGCAGGAUGUCCACAGCAGAAUCCAGAACCUCGCCCAGGAGAACGACCCCUUCCGCUUCCUAGAGGCAUACAAAUCAUCAAGCAAAAAUUUCUGCAGGCAGUUGAAGAAGCCCCUCUUCUACCCAGAGUAUGUUGGUGUGGACACUGAAGGCCUGGCCGAGGCCCUGGAGGUUAAGCAGGAUGACUUCCUCACUAAUGUACGCUCCUGCAUCUCUCAAUUCAUCGACGAUAUCUGUCCUUCAGUCAGGGAAGAGCCGGACACCGGAGGAGAGGAGGAUGAAGAUGACGACGAGGAGGAUGGCAGUGAUGGAGAUGAACAAGAGGAGGAGAUGAGCGAGGAAGAGGAGGGUAUACACGACCACGAGUCAGCAGACGAACUCUACGGUGAGGAAGAUGAAGAGGAGAUUUAUUCGAACUGAUUAAAUGACUAUGGGGUGAAUUGUCAAAUCCAAUUCUUCCAUUUAAGUCAAACUGUCUCUCAUAGCCUCCCAUUGACAUCAAUAUUUGACCAUGUAAAAAUUUUGCUUUGAAUUUAGGAUUUUCCCAACCAUUUUGGGAAACCUUUCAAAUAUUAUACAUUCUACAUCAAUGUUUCAAAGGGGAGAUGUUUAUGGGUGCAUGGAACCAUAUUUCAUAUAUAGUGCACUACUUUUGACCUGGCUUUGGUCAAAUGUUGUACACUAUUUAGGCCAGGGCUAUUCAACUAUAUUCUUACAGAUGUAAAAAAGGUUAAUUGCAGGGGGGGCAGACAUUAUCCACAUGCGUUUAGUUUAAGGAAGAACUGUUUAAAAAAUAAAAGCACACACCAGUAAAGUACUUUUCUUAAAUUGUUGCUAAAAUGAAUUAGGAAAGAAGUGGAUGUCGCUCAACCAAUGUGGUUAGAGGUGCAACCCAAAAAUGCAAUAAUUGAAAAGGAAAAGGCGCAAUGUUCGCUCACCAUUUAAAGCUUCUUAAAAGUAAUUAGGUCAUUUUAAAUUCUGAAAAUGAAGUAUCUCAAAAAAUAACACACAUGUCAAGUCCGGUAAUGCCAAAUUCCAGUCUGAAGGAAGUAUGCUUUGAAUUUAUUUCCCUCAGUCAUUUGGUGUGUUUCUUUUGUCACACUUCCUCUAGCAAGUCCUCAUGGGCAUCAGAGAGGGAAACGGAAGGCAUGUACUUGUGCUUAGCUUUCAGAAA
This is a messenger RNA of Oncorhynchus gorbuscha (pink salmon), 2285 nucleotides long. RefSeq names its product E3 ubiquitin/ISG15 ligase TRIM25-like. The record is from RefSeq and is a predicted model, not a curated record. Bases 173 to 1531 code for a protein of 452 amino acids. The transcript has 9 exons. NCBI's taxonomy places the organism in Eukaryota, Metazoa, Chordata, Actinopteri, Salmoniformes, Salmonidae. Gene Ontology annotation, molecular function: zinc ion binding.